Molecule: messenger RNA, 5443 nt
Organism: Odocoileus virginianus texanus
Lineage: Eukaryota; Metazoa; Chordata; Mammalia; Artiodactyla; Cervidae
Gene: RBM12B
Product: RNA binding motif protein 12B
Molecular function (GO): RNA binding
Source: RefSeq, a predicted model, not a curated record
AGCGCAUGGGCAGAGCCAGUGUACGUCCGUUUGUCCGGAGCGAAGGGGAGAGAGUGGGCGCCAUCUUCUUCUGGGCUCGCUGAGGGCUCUCCCGGCUCUGGGGAGGCUGCUACGGUCGAGGAGUGCUCCCCACCCCCAGCCUUGGGGUUCCGACUCGGCGGCAUCGUUAAGUUGCUUUUACAGAAUUAACAGGUCUGCAAGAAAUAAAAAGGUCAUUAUUGCUGUGGUUUGCGCUCAGCAUGGCUGUAGUCAUCCGUUUACUGGGGCUUCCUUUUAUUGCGGGGCCUGUGGAUAUCCGUCACUUCUUCACGGGAUUGACUAUUCCUGAUGGAGGAGUGCAUAUAAUUGGAGGGGAAAUUGGGGAGGCUUUUAUUAUUUUUGCAACAGAUGAAGAUGCAAGACGUGCUGUAAGUCGUUCAGGAGGGUUUAUCAAGGAUUCAUCUGUAGAGCUCUUUCUUAGUAGUAAGGCAGAAAUGCAGAAGACUAUAGAAAUGAAAAGAACUGACCGCGUGGGAAGAGAGAGACCAGGAUCUGGGGCAUCAGGGGUUGGCAGCUUAUCUAAUUUUGUUGAGGCUAUUAAAGAAGAAGGAAGUAAUUCUGGAUAUGGUUCUCCGAUUAAUCAAGAUCCUGGGUUUCAUACUAAUGGUACAGGACAUGGUGAUUUAAGGCCAAGAAAGACACGGCCGUUGAAAGCUGAGAAUCCUUACUUGUUUCUACGAGGCUUGCCUUACUUAGUAAAUGAAGAUGAUGUACGUGUCUUUUUCUCUGGUUUAUGUGUGGAUGGAGUAAUUUUCUUAAAGCAUCAUGAUGGCCGAAAUAAUGGUGAUGCCAUAGUAAAGUUUGCCUCAUGUAUUGAUGCUUCAGGAGGUCUUAAAUGUCAUAGAAGUUUUAUGGGUUCAAGAUUUAUUGAAGUAAUGCAAGGCUCAGAACAACAGUGGAUUGAUUUUGGAGGUAAUUUAAUUAAGGAAGGUGAGACUUCUAUGAGGACUGAAGAACAUACACCACCAAGAGGAAUUAAUGAUAGACAUUUUCGGAAACGGUCUCAUUCAAAAUCUCCCAGAAGAACGUGUUCUCGUUCUCCUCUCGGAUUUUAUGUUCACUUAAAAAAUCUGUCUGUAAGUAUCAACAAAAGAGACUUAAGAAAUUUUUUUAGAGAUACUGAUCUGACAAAUGAACAGAUUAGGUUUUUAUAUAAAGAUGAAAGAAGAACAAGAUAUGCCUUUGUGAUGUUCAAGACGCUGAAAGACUAUAACACUGCUCUGGGUUUACAUAAGACUGUUCUACAAUAUCGUCCAGUUUAUAUUGAUCCAGUUUCUAGGGAACAGAUGCUGAAGUUCAUUGAGUGUUAUGAAAAGAAAAGACCAGCAUCAGCAGAGAAAGAGAGACUUGGACAGGUCUCACAAAAACAUUCUCAAGAAGGCUACUCUGGCCAGAAACUGUGCAUAUAUAUAAGAAAUUUUCCAUUUGAUGUUACAAAAGUUGAAGUGCAGAAGUUCUUUGCUGACUUUUCUCUUGCUGAGGAUGACAUUUGCUUGCUUUAUGAUGACAAAGGAGUUGGUCUAGGAGAAGCGUUGGUGAAAUUCAAAUCAGAAGAACAGGCUGUGAAAGCUGAACGUUUAAACCGACGGAGAUUCUUGGGGACAGAGGUGUUGUUGAGGCUCAUAUCUGAGGCACAAAUGCAGGAGUUUGGUGUAAAUUUUUCUUCAAUGUCUAGUGAAAGAAUGCAUGACCAUUCACAGUCUUGUGAUAGAGAUGAUCAUUCCCAUUCAUUUGACUCAAAUGAUCCACCAAUAUACGCAGUUGGCCCUUCGGAAAACUUUAGGCAUCAGCAAGAGGACUUGAGGCAACUGGACAAUUUCAAGCAUCCUCAGGGGGAUUUCCGACCACCUGAUAGACGCCCUCCAGAAGACUUUAGGCAUUCCCCAGAGGAUUUCAGGCGGUCCCCGGAAAACUUCAGGCGCCUUCGGGAGGAACACUUCAGGCGGCCUCCUGAGGAGGACUUCAGGCACUCUUGGGAGGAAGAUUUCCGGUACCCAAGGGAGGAGGACUGGAGGCGGCCACCUGAGGAGGAUUUCAGGCGACCUCCCAAGGAAGAUUUCAGGAGACCCCAGGAGGAGGACUGGAGGCGGCCCCCAGAGGGAGACUUGAGGAGGCCACCUGAGGAGGAUUGGAGGCGGCCUCCUGAGGAAGACUUCAGACGACUUCCCCCAGGGGAAUGGAGGCGACAACCUGAGGAAGACUUUAGGCGGCCCCUGGAGGAGGAUUUCAGGCGACCUCCUGAGGAGGACUUCCGGCGACCCCACCAGGAGGACUUCAGGCGGCCCCAUGAGGAUGACUUCAGGCGGUCUCCUGAGGAGGAUCUCCGAGGUUCUCCCGACAACUUCAGGCGGCCGCCCCCGGAGCACUUCCGGCGGCCGCCCCCAGAGCACUUCCGACGGCCGCCCCCGGAGCACUUCCGUCGGCCGCCCCCGGAGCAUUUUCGACGACCACCUCAGGAGCAUUUCCGGCGGCCACCACAGGAGCACUUCAGGCGGCCAUCCCAGGAGCAUUUUAGACGACCGCCUCAGGAACUUUUCAGGCGGCCACCCCAGGAACAUUUCAGGCGCCCUCGAGAGGAAGAUUUUAGGCACCCACAGGAUGAAGAUUUCAGGGGCCCUCCGGACGAAGACUUUAGGCACCCUCCUGAAGAGGACUUCAGGAGUUCUCAGGAGGAAGAUUUUAGAAGCCCUUCUGAUGAGGACUUCAGGCGGCUCCCGGAGGAAGACCUCAGGGAAGCUCCAGAGGAGGACUCCAGAGUUCCUGACAGUUUUAGACUUCCUGGUGAGGAGUUUAGAAGCCCCCCUGAUUUUAGAAGUCAUCGUCCUUUUGUGAAUUUUGGUCGCCCAGAAGGUGGCAAAUUUGAUUUUGGAAAGCGUAAUAUGGGAAGUUUUCCUGAGGGGAGAUUUAUGCCUGAUCCAAAAUUAAAUUGUAAUUCAGGUAGAGUAACACCUAUUAAGAUAAUGAAUCUUCCAUUUAAAGCUAAUGUUAAUGAGAUUUUAGACUUUUUCCAUGGUUAUAGAAUCAUACCUGAUUCAGUUUCAAUACAGUAUAAUGAGCAAGGAUUACCUACAGGGGAAGCCAUUGUUGCCAUGAUAAACUACAAUGAAGCUAUGGCUGCUAUUAAAGAUCUGAAUGAUAGACCGGUUGGCCCCCGCAAGGUUAAGUUAAUUUUGCUCUAGAGAGCAUUUCUAAAUUCAGAAUUAUCUCCCCACAGUAUUGAUGCAGUAAAAUGCAUUUUUAAGUGUUUAUUUUUAAUUAUCUAAUGAAAAGAAACAUUUUGACCUGUGAACAGAAGAAAUGUAAAUAGAAUGUGAAUCUGGUUUUCUUUUGCUUGCAAAUUGCCAUUCAUUUUUUCUAACUUAAAAAUAUAUAUGCUUUUUUUUUUUGAUGGGGGUGGGGUGGGGUGGGCUGGGGGGAGAACUAAUUCCCUGAGUGCAGUAAUUUUUGUUGAUGUCAUGGGUAAAUGUCAAGACUUGUAUAAAGUAGAAAACUGUUUGGGGAAGACAAGUUUUAUGUUUACUUUUGUUUCCAUUCUGUAGUCUACAUCUCUGCUCAUAUUGUAUAAGGAAAUGGUCAGUGACUGACUGUUCAGGGUUAGCAUUUUUAUUGCUAACUGCCUGCAGAAUUAAUGCCCUCUUCCUUGUCUGAGAUAUUACUGUGUUAAGCCUCUCCUUAAUCAUAAAUAGUUCAAAAUUGACAGACUGUGAACUUGAAGUUUACUUAUGUAAAAGGCUUAGGAAAUUAACUUUCAAAGUUUUUAUAAAAAUAAAAAAAUUGCAACUGAAUAGAUGAACUAAUUAACUUGUAUUUGUAUAUAGAGAAGAAAGAAUUACAGCUCCUUUUGUGAAGGUUUUCAACAGCUAUAUUAAAUAAUAUGACAGGAGGGACCACAUAUUCUAUAAUAGUAUAUGAGUUCUUUGUGUAGUUCUGUGGUUUCUUCCAACAUCUCAUCAACAAAACUGGUAAGAUUUGCUCAGUACUUAAAAGACAAAAAAGUAAUUAUAGGUACAAGGGGACCUUCAGGUUCUUGUUGUGACGUAUCUGAUAAAUGGACAUAGUUUGUGUUUAUAGGAAGAAUUUACUGAUGAUUUAUAUAACUUGUGGUUUUUUAUUCUUAAUUUCAAAACUUUUUUAUCCGAAGAUUCAGUGACUAACUGUAACAAGAAUUUUGUGAGAUUGAAUUUUUACUUCUUUGAUAUUUGACACUGUAGAAAUUUUGCAAAUACUGGAUUUGAUUUUUCAUACCAUAAUAAUAAUGCUAACAUUGGGCACUUUCUAUGUGCUAGGCAGUGUAAGUGCUUUACAUGCAUAAUGUCAAUCUUAAUAUUCCCUAAGAGGCUGACAAGUAUUUAAUUCACAAAUGAGAUAAAUUCAGAGUUUAAGUAACUUGCCUAAAAUCAUAGUUGUAAAUUAUAAAGCCAGUUUCAACCAGACUUACUCACUCUAGUUCACGCUGUUAAUACUUUGGCCUACUAACUUUGUUAAAUGGUAGUUUUUAAUUUUAGUAAGACCAUGCUGGGCUUUCUUGGUGGCUCAAUGGUGAAGAACCUGCCUGCCAGUGCAGGAGACAUGGGUUCAAUCGUGGGUCUGGAAGAUUCCCUUGAGAAGGAAAUGGCAACCUACUCCAUGAUUCUUGCCUGGGAAAUCCCACGGACAGAGGAACCUGGCAGGCUGUGUCCAUGGGGUCACAAAAGAAUCUGACAUGACUUAAGUGACUAAAGAAGACCAUGCUAAAAAUAUUUUCAAAACAGUAAAGGAUAUUUUCUUACCUCCAUUAUUGCUUUAAAAAUAGCAUUAAAAAAGAUGAAAUUAAUAUGCCCAAACAUCAUGAAUAAAAGACAAAGUUAUUAGAAGUUAUUAUAUAUCCAGGGAUUCUCUAUGAGACAGACAAUAUAUAUUGGCUUCUAAUUUAAAAUUGUUCAUUUUAUCAAACAUGGUUUGAUUUUGGUUGGUCUUUUAUAAUUUACAUAAAAGUUUAUUUCCCUCAAUUUUGUGAUAGAUAUUUGCCACACUGAACAAAUAAUAAAAUUUGAAUUUAUAUACAGUAGUUUGGAGGGUAUUGUAGACUACUUUUCAGUAUUUAGCCAUUUAGUACUGUAGUACUCAUCUUUAGUGAUAUAAAGAAGUCUAAGAAAAACCAACCGAAGUUUCUGUGUUUUUAAUUAUGUUGAACAUCCUACUUGCUAGUAAAAUGAAUUAACUGGUAAAUUUGGUUCAGAAAAGUACAUCAGUAUGGCACUUGAAACUAGUAAGCUUACAAGCUAGGAAAAUGACAAUAGGAAGAAAAGAUUUUUUAAGUGCUCAGAGAUUGUAUGGUUUAUUUGAUCACUCUUAACUGACAAGUGUAUUGGAAGACCUAAAAAUGCUUCUCAAAUACAUAUAAAUAAAUGAAAGCUAUGAUGAA